Molecule: messenger RNA, 552 nt
Organism: Leptosia nina
Lineage: Eukaryota; Metazoa; Arthropoda; Insecta; Lepidoptera; Pieridae
Source: the annotation of a GenBank genome assembly
AUGCGUUUCGAUCUACCUGAAUGUGGAAGAUGCUGUUUCUGUUUACCAUUGCGUAAAGGUGUUUUGACUUAUGGAUACAUUUGUUUGAUAUUUACAAUAUUCCUUAUAGCAGUAGAACUGUAUCUUGGAUAUGACGAUCUAUCGGGAAUGACCUUGGUAGCCUACCAUGGAAAUAGUUUCUUUAGCCGAGUCUGGUUGGCGUUACUACUGUACUCGAUAGAUGGCGCUUUUACAAUCGUUCUCCUUGUGGGAGCACACACGAAACGUGUUCUUCUACUGACAAUAUACUUCUACUAUGGUAUAACAACUACGCUUGCUACUUUCCUGACGAUAUCGCUGAUAGAUUACGAUCUUCUCAACAGAGAUCCGUACUUUAUGGCCUUGGAAAUCACCUUUAUACUGUUCGCUUUAACUCUACACAUAUACAUGCUGUGUCUCGUGAGGAAUAUGAUAAAAAAGCUGCGCCAGAACAGCGGGAUAUCGUUCGUGAAUCAAGUGUCCGAAGUUGUAGUGGAACCGCCAAUAGAAAACUUUCAAAACCCGUUAAUGUAA